Arachis ipaensis is the source of this 2867-nucleotide messenger RNA. RefSeq names its product serine/threonine-protein kinase D6PKL1. Gene Ontology annotation, molecular function: protein kinase activity; ATP binding. Gene Ontology annotation, biological process: protein phosphorylation. NCBI's taxonomy places the organism in Eukaryota, Viridiplantae, Streptophyta, Magnoliopsida, Fabales, Fabaceae. The record is from RefSeq and is a predicted model, not a curated record.
CAAAGUACUACACCUACCUAUCAAUAGCUUCUUCCCAUUCUAAGAAAAACAAUAAUGAAUAAUCAUAAUAAGAGUUUUUUUUUUCAAAAAAUGAAUAAAAGAAGUGAAAGAAAAAGCUAACUUCUCCAACAGCACUUUAGUUUCAGAGUUAGCAGGCACAACACAACCAGCCUCUUCCCUAGAUACACACAAGAAAAAGAAAGAAACUAAACUCUUCAAGCUUUUGUCUUUUGGCUUCAUCUUCUUCCCUUUUUCUUUUUUCCUCAUUGUACUCCCUGUUUUUCACACCUUCAACAAUGUUUAUAGUUUAUCAGUGAAGUGAAGACUGUGUUUUUGAGCUUUGGAAGAACAAGAGGCUAAAACCAAGGAAUUUUUCCCAUUCUUAUUGUUUUUCUUCAUUUCAAAUCAAUGGUGGGUUUAUCUUAACUUAGAAAUCUUCAUAUGUGAUGAUUAUAUGUGAUAUUCGGAUAUGGAGCGAGUCGCGGAGCCAAAGGUGCUUCCUAGAACCAUGCCAGUGUUGGUUGAGGUUUCUAAUGGACACAAGGGGACAAUAAGUGAAGCUAGUCAGAGACUAAAUGGAAGUGAGUUUCCGAAUUUGCGAGGAAUUUCAUCAAGAGAAGUGAAUGUGAUGAAUCAAUUUUCUAUGGCAAGGGAAAGCCCUGUGACAAGGUUGGCAUCCAUCAAAGAAGUUGCUCAAUUAUCAAAUGCAAGAGUUGUUUUGGUAAGAGAAGACAUGGGAUUUCAAGAACCAAUCUCCCCUGCACCUACAAGAACAUUGAAAGGAAAGGUCUCUUUGCCAGAAUCAGAAGAAGGACUUAAGGCAUCUUCUUUAGAAAGUGCUCCGAGUUCAUUCGCCGGCGCUAGUCACCCCCCAGAGCCAGUUGAUACUGAUCUUAUGAGAACUGUUUAUGUACCAAUUGGUCAUAGCAAAGCUGAGGAUGCGAGCUUAACAAAAAACAUGUCCUUGCAGGGUCCUUUCCUAGAAGAUCUAACCAUUUGUGUUGCUACUAAGAAACCAACCCUGACCGUUCUUUCCCCUGCAGAAAACAUGGUUGAAGAAUCAAAUGGCACAGAGAACUUGUCCUCGCCUCAGAAUACUGAACACUCUAUCCCUCCCCCAGAUUCUGAGGAGAAAGAAUGUGUUUGGGAUUCUUCUUUGCCUCCAACUCCAAGUGGUAAUAUUAGUCCACAUAGUAGUAUUGAUAGUAUUAGUGUUGUAAGAGCAAUGAGCAUUGCGAAUAGUUGCGCGAGUACUUACCGGAGUGAUGCAUUCACAAGCGAUGGCAUGAUUAGUUUAGACAGGAAUUGUGAUAGUACUAAGGGAAGUGUGAGUGUAAGAGGAGAAUCUCUCGAGAGUGCGAAAACCAGCCCGAGUCGAGUGAGUGAUAGCAGUGGUCUAAGCGAUGACAGCAGCUGGAGUAACAUCACUGGUGGUGCCAAUAAGCCUCACAAAGGAAAUGAUCCAAGGUGGAAUGCCAUACUUGCUAUCCGAGCGCGCGAUGGAAUCUUGGGAAUGAGUCACUUUAGGCUGUUGAAAAGGCUUGGUUGUGGUGAUAUUGGAAGCGUGUAUCUCUCCGAGCUGAGCGCGACUCGGUGUUAUUUUGCCAUGAAGGUGAUGGACAAGGCAUCAUUAGAGAGCAGAAAGAAGCUGAACAGGGCACAGACAGAAAGGGAGAUACUGCAGCUGCUGGAUCAUCCAUUCUUGCCAACUUUGUAUACACAUUUUGAGACUGAUAGAUUCUCGUGUUUGGUAAUGGAAUACUGUCCCGGGGGCGAUCUACACACUUUAAGACAACGCCAACCAGGGAAACAUUUCUCUGAGUAUGCUGCACGAUUUUAUGCUGCCGAGGUUCUUUUGGCACUUGAGUAUCUUCACAUGCUUGGAGUAGUGUAUCGCGACCUUAAACCAGAAAACGUGCUGGUUCGCGACGAUGGCCACAUUAUGCUGUCAGACUUUGAUCUUUCUCUUAGAUGUGCUGUGUCCCCUACACUUAUCAGAACAUCCCAUGAUAGCGAGCCUUCAAAACGUGCCGGUGGUGGCGCGUUCUGUGUCCAGCCGGCUUGUAUUGAGCCUACUUCAGUAUGCAUCCAACCGUCCUGUUUCAUGCCUCGGCUCUUCCCACAGAAAAACAAGAAAUCAAGGAAGGCUAGAGCUGAUCUGGGGCUUCCUGCCAACACGCUUCCAGAGCUCGUUGCCGAGCCUACUCAAGCUCGGUCUAUGUCCUUCGUCGGCACUCACGAAUACCUCGCCCCUGAAAUCAUCAAAGGAGAAGGCCAUGGAAGCGCAGUUGAUUGGUGGACAUUUGGAAUUUUUUUGCAUGAGUUGUUAUAUGGGAAGACACCUUUUAAAGGCUCAGGAAACCGUGCUACAUUGUUCAAUGUGGUUGGUCAGCAGCUCAAGUUCCCCGAAUCGCCGGCCACUAGCUAUGCAAGCCGGGAUCUUAUCCGUGGCUUGCUGGUCAAGGAACCACAGCACCGGCUCGGGGUGAAGAGGGGUGCCACUGAGAUCAAGCAGCACCCUUUCUUUGAAGGCGUGAAUUGGGCUUUGAUUAGGUGUAGCACGCCGCCGGAAGUGCCAAGACCGGUCGAAGCCGAGCUACCGGCAACAAAGUUUGAAGCCGUUAAUACAGUUGGGGUUGGCAACAAUAGUAAGAGGAUGGUAGGUAAUAAUAGUAAUGAUAAUAAUGAUAAUAAUAAUAAUAAUAAUAAAAAUGAGAUGAAGUCUGGGGGUAAAUAUCUGGAUUUUGAGUUCUUUUAGUUUGGAAUUUGGAUUCCUCAAUCUGCCUUGUAUUAUUGUAUUUCAAUCAUGUUGUUUUAGUCACAUUGUAGAAUUGUAUUCCAUUUCAAUUGGAAAUGAUAUACUUCUA